AUGUGUGACCAACAGAAGCAGCCACAAUUCCCUCCAUCUUGUGUGAAAGGUUCGGGACUGGGAGCCAUGCAAAGCACCAAAAGUGUCUCUGUGAAGUGCCCAGCUCCUUGCCAGACCAAAGCUGUGUAUGUGACAGGCCCUGCUCCAAGCCAGACUCAAACACUUGUGAAAUGCCCAGCUCCAUGUCCAGCUCCAACUUAUGUGAAGUGCCAAGUUCCAUGCCAGACUCAAACCUACGUGAAGUGCCCAGCUCCGUGCCAGACUAAAACUUAUGUGAAAUUGCCAACUCCCUGCCAGACAUAUGUGAAGUGCCCAGCUCCAUGCCAGACGACCUAUGUCAAAUGCCCACCUCCAUGCCAGACAUAUGUGAAGUGCCCAGCUCCAUGCCAGACAACCUACGUCAAAUGCCCAACUCCCUGCCAGACAUAUGUGAAGUGCCCAGCUCCAUGCCAGACGACCUAUGUCAAAUGCCCAGCUCCCAGCCAGACCCAGACAUGCUGUGUCCAGUAUCCUUCUCCUCGCCAGAGCUGCUAUGUUCAAGCUCCUGCUCAGAGUGGCUCUGUCACCUCGUGCUCUGUCCCUGACCCAUGCUCUGCUCCCUGUUCCACCAGCUACUGCUGCCUGGCUCCCCGGACCUUUGGAGUGAGUCCUCUGAGACGCUGGGUCCAGCGGCCCCAGGAUUGCAACACAGGAUCGUCUGGCUGCUGUGAGGAUUCCGGGUGCUGCAGUUCUGGCUGUUCUGGGUGUUGUGGCUGUGGGUGUGGUGGUGGAUGCUGCUGUUUGGGAAUUAUCCCCAUGAGGUCCAGCGGGCCUGCAUGUUGUGAUGCUGAGGAUGACUGCUGCUGCUAA
Tupaia belangeri chinensis (Chinese tree shrew) is the source of this 849-nucleotide messenger RNA. RefSeq names its product KPRP N-terminal and LCE C-terminal like protein (gene KPLCE). The transcript has a single exon. The record is from RefSeq and is a predicted model, not a curated record. Bases 1 to 849 code for a protein of 282 amino acids. Lineage: Eukaryota; Metazoa; Chordata; Mammalia; Scandentia; Tupaiidae.